This is a messenger RNA of Anneissia japonica, 648 nucleotides long. Its product is annotated as protein PFC0760c-like. NCBI's taxonomy places the organism in Eukaryota, Metazoa, Echinodermata, Crinoidea, Comatulida, Comatulidae. The transcript is spliced from 4 exons. The record is from RefSeq and is a predicted model, not a curated record. The coding region runs from base 1 to 648 and encodes 215 amino acids.
AUGACCAUUAGUGAUGAGGGUAAAGAGGAUGAUGAUGGUUACGAACGACAAUGGUGGUAUGAAGCUGACGAUAAUCGUAAUGACAAUGACAAUGGUGACGAUAGCAAUGAGAACCGGUACCAACUAUUCUCGAAUGACGAUGGUGAUGAUGGUAAUGAGAAUGACGAUAGUGGCGAUGGUAACGAGAAUGACAAUGGUGGUGAUGGUGAUGAGAAUGACAAUGGGGCGAUGAUGAUGAGAAUGACGAUGGUGGCGAUGAAUGACGAUGGGGAUGAUAGUAAUGAGAAUGACGAUACUGACGAUGAUAAUGAUGACGGUAAUGAGAAAGACGAUAUUUACGAUAAUGAGAAUGACGGUUAUGAUAGUAAUGAGAAUGGCAAUGGUGACGAUAGUAAUGAGAAUGACGAUGGUGGUCAUAGUAAUGAGAAUGACGAUGGUUGUCAUGUUAACGGGUUCGAAAGACAAAGGUCUCCAGAAGUAGCAUGUCGUGUGCCCAGUAUCGAUGAAGAGGAAGAAGAACGAGUGGAGGAAGAACCUGACGACGAUGUCGACUGGUCAUUUAAAAUUCUCAAUUGUAAAGACCAUUCCUAUACAAGACUUUUACAGCCAACAACAAGUAAACUGGAUCGCUCAUGUAAUAAGGCGUGA